Molecule: messenger RNA, 1463 nt
Organism: Pundamilia nyererei
Lineage: Eukaryota; Metazoa; Chordata; Actinopteri; Cichliformes; Cichlidae
Gene: hmgn1b
Product: high mobility group nucleosome binding domain 1b
Exons: 6
Coding region: 199-465 (88 amino acids)
Cellular component (GO): nucleus; chromatin
Molecular function (GO): nucleosomal DNA binding
Source: RefSeq, a predicted model, not a curated record
AUGCAGGAACUAUAACUGUUUGAAUAGGGAGGUAGGGGGAGAAUCCAAUCCGGUUUGAGCUAGUUUUUCUUCCAAUGGAACAUUAACGUCUCCCUGCGCUGUAUUAGACUGUACUGGCAAAGCUUUAUCCAGAAUAUACCACUGUACUUUCUCCUGUAUUCAGUUACAUUUAGCUAUUUUUAAACCCACAAACCAACCAUGCCUAAAAGGAGCAAAGCAGGUGCAGGUGACUCAGAGCCCAAGAGGAGAUCUCUCAGGUUGAAAGAUAGACCUGAAACUGCAAAGCCAGAGCCCAAACCUAAGCCAAAGAAGGGACCUGCUAAGCCUAAGAAAGCUAAGGAGGUGGAAAAGGCCAAGCCAGAAGAGAAGGCGCCGGAGGCUCCUGCUGAGAAUGGCGAAGCCAAAGCUGAGGAAGAGGCACCCACUACAGAUGGAGCUGAACAAAAAGAUAAGGCAGCAGAAUAACAUCUCUCAAGCCACGUCUUUUACCAGUGCUCCCUGUACCUCUUUUCUUGUACAAUUCAGGGGAAUAUUUUUAUCAACUAUUUUCUAAAUACAGGUUUUUUUAGUAGUUUGAUUGUAGAGAACACUUUUUUAAAUGAAAGAGGGGAAAAAAAACAAGUCAAUUGGAGACGGGGAAUUUCAUCACAUCUCACAAUUGUGCAUCGCCAUGAAAAUUGCGGUCAUUGUUGUUACUGUCAGUGGAUUUUUUUAUUUUAUUUUAUUUUUCAGUUUGUGUAAAUGUGAAGGAGUGGAGGGUGCGGGACAGGUUACCGUGUCGGCACACAAGCAUGACGUUCACAGGAGCUGGGGAAACAACUGGAAGAGCUUGCCUGCGUGGAUUACAUUCCAUAUGCUUUAUAAGGGACAGUGUGUGUAAUCUGUGCCGGGGUGGGGCUUGACAAAGUCACAGGGCACCUCAUUCUCUUAUUGUUUUUAUUGAAGAACAGUGUUUUAGGGUGUGUGUAAAAGCUUUGUUCCUAUUUGUUAACUCUUGUACUGAUGCAGUUUUCUUAACAAAUCUGACCAAUAAACCUAAAACCCCUAGUACUGCGGCUCUCUCUUUCAGAACUGUGCAUUGCGUGUGUUGGUUGUGUCUGUUCUGUGAUAGCAUUGCAAUGAAUUUGUAUAGUUGCUGUGAAAAAGGAUUUCAAUCUUUCUGUAUGCAGUGUGUAAUGGUACUUUGUAAGGAUGGUAAAAAUGGAAUUUGUUCCUCUUUUUUUUUCUUUUCUUUUUGGGCCACAUUAAUGUGGUAUGUAACCGUUAAAAAAAUAGAUUGGCUUAAAGGCCAACAAACUGUACAUUUAUUUGAAAUGUCAAAUGCAUACCAGCAGUAGCAAUAUUCAUGUGGGUUUUAGGUAUUUGUGUCAAGUACAAGUGUGCGGUUUCUCAUGAUUUGUUUAUAGAUGUAACUGUGUAUGAUUGUUAUCAACAAACCAAUAAAACUCAGUUGGUAGUUGUUA